This is a messenger RNA of Kalmanozyma brasiliensis GHG001, 1161 nucleotides long. Its product is annotated as Homoserine acetyltransferase. The transcript has a single exon. The record is from RefSeq and is a predicted model, not a curated record. Lineage: Eukaryota; Fungi; Basidiomycota; Ustilaginomycetes; Ustilaginales. The coding region runs from base 1 to 1161 and encodes 386 amino acids. Gene Ontology annotation, molecular function: acyltransferase activity, transferring groups other than amino-acyl groups. Gene Ontology annotation, biological process: biosynthetic process.
AUGACCUCCGAGGUCGCCUUCGAGCCCAAAGACUCCCGCGUCGAGGUGUACAGCCUGGGCGAUUUCACGCUCCUCUCGGGCGAGGUGAUCCCAAAUGCGCACAUCGCCUUUCGUCGCUAUGGAAACCCGUCCAAGCCCGCGAUCGUCUAUCCUACAUGGUACUCGGGCACGAUCACCGAUGGCAACCAGUGGCUCAUUCGCGACCCUCGCACUCUGCCGGACGUGCGUUCGCUCGAUGCGAGCAAAUUCUUCAUCAUCGUCCCCGCGCUGUUUGGCAACGGCGAGUCGUCCUCCCCUUCGAACCAUCCUUUAGGGUACGACAUGCCACGUGCGACGUUCUACGACAACGUGCGAGCGCAGCACCAGCUGGUGUACGAGCAUCUGGGCGUCAAAGGCAAGGUGGUGGUGCUCGGAUGGUCCAUGGGUGCCGGGCAGACGUUUCAGUGGGCCUCCCAAUACCCGGACCAGGUGCGCGCUGCCGUGCCCUUCUGCGGAUCUGCCCGCACGGCGCUUCACAAUUGGGUCUUCCUAGAAUCACUCAAACAGACCCUCACACUCGAUCCCAAGUGGAAGGGGGGAAAGUACGACCCCGCCAACCCACCCGUCGAUGGGUUGAAGGCAUUCGGUACCAUCUACGCCGGCUGGGGCUUCAGUCAGGCCUUCUACCGCGAAGACGGCUUCAAGAAACAUUUCAGGUUGGAAGGUGGUAGCAAUAUCUUGGGCAACUUCUGGCAUGCUUGGGCCACGUCGAAGGACGCCAAUAAUUUGCUGUACAUGCUGUGGACCUGGCAGCACGGCGAUAUCGGCGCUCAACCGAGGUAUGCCGGUGCCAGCAAGCGCGAUCUGCCCCAGAAGGAGGGUGGGAGACUGGGGACGAGGGGCGAUGGAGGCGUGACGACGAGCGAGGACGAUGCGGCGUUCGAGAGGGCGCUGAAGGGCAUCGAGUGUCCAACGCUGAUCGUGCCGGGGAAGACGGAUCUGUACUUUCCGCCAGAGGACUCGGAGAACGAGGCUAAAGUGAUGGGUGAGACAGCGACGCUCGAAGUAAUUCCGAGCAUCUGGGGUCAUUGGGCAGGAGGACCAGGAGACUCGUUGGAAGACGUCAAGUGGUUGGAUGACAAGAUCUAUGCCUUCUUCCAGAAGCAUGGCAUCGUCGAUUGA